This is a messenger RNA of Paramecium tetraurelia, 1881 nucleotides long. RefSeq lists its product as uncharacterized. NCBI's taxonomy places the organism in Eukaryota, Ciliophora, Oligohymenophorea, Peniculida, Parameciidae. The record is from RefSeq and is a predicted model, not a curated record. The transcript has 5 exons.
AUGAAUGGGAAACUAGUGCAAUCGUUAAUCAAUUUGUUCCCUUUCUAACAUUAAGAUAUGAUGAUCAAAUGUGUAUUCGUUAUCGGAUUCGAUAAGCUUAUCAAAAAGGGAUAUGUCACAAAUGGGAAACCAAAUAUCGAUGAGAUAAUAGACUACGCAAACAAAUUGCAAUAGUUCGGGAGAUUAUCAUAAGUGCAGGAACCUUGUGAUAUUAGACAUGAAUUGGAUCAAUUGAAAGAUGAAAUAAGCAAAUUAACACAAUAGAUCCAUUAUAAUAAUUCAAUAAUACAACGUCAGACUCAAAGAAGUCAUGAUCGACUAAUACAAAAUGUGUCUCCAAUCUAUGAUGACCGAAAGAGAUCGGCUUCACUUGGAUUCAAACAGUAGUAAUAAAUGGUACAAAAAAAGUAGAGGGAGAUAACUCCGAAGGUUACCGAAACAACACCUUAAACCAUUAAUUAAAUACACAUAACGAUCUCUAAACAUCAUUUAGAUGACACAGAGAUCAAAUCUGUUAUGAGAGACAAUCUAAUAAAAGAUAAACCUCCAAAACCAAUUAAAUUUAUUUCUGAGAACCCUUAGAAGAAGAGUCACUUUGCUGAUUACUAGCACACGGAUACCGAAGAGCCCCCUGUGUUCGAAGAUACAGAUAGAUAUCCAGUCAGAGAUAAUUAUGUUCCACAAUAUAUAUAAUAUUCAUAACAUAGCUAACAAUCCUAAUAAUAAUAAUAAUAAUUGUUAUAAUAAUCUUAAGUAUCCUCAUAAUCAAAUACUAAACAAAGUGAUCAAAUUUAUGCAUAAUACUUAUAAUACACAUAAUACAAAUAAUAUGAAUAAUACGAAUUAAACAUUUGCACAAUCACAAUCAAGCUAAAAAUAAUAAUUACAAACUUCCAAAUCCUCUCAUGGUCAACAAAGAUCCCCGAAUAGAUCUCCUAAAUUUAAAUAUUCAUAGAAGAAGAAAACUCACAAUCUUAUAUGAAAUAACAAAGUAGUCACUCUGCUUCCUCAAAAGGGAGAGCUUCUCAUAGAUAAACCAAAACUUAGUCAAACACUCAGGCAGUAUCCAAAAUCAAAGCAUUGCUUGAUUAGGAUAAGAAAUUGCAUAAAUAACAUCUAUAAGACAUAGCAAGUGAAAGAAACUCUAUUACUAACUCUUUUGUAAAUUCAUCAGAAAAAUUGAAAAUGAUGCAUUAAGAUUACCUAUCUGAAAACAAUAAGUUAUCUACUCAAGAAUUGAAUGAAUCUAUUCAUAAAAGAGCUAUCUCUAAUAGUAGUUUUUAUAAACAAUAGUAAUAACAAAUGUCACCAUAAUUAGAUUAUGAACCAAAGUUAAAGGGACAGACUCAAUAUAAUUAAUUACAAGGCUCCAUUUCAAUGACCAACUCAAAUAGGGGAAGCAGCUUUCUGGGGAAUCACUAAAUUUAAGAUAAUAUCUUGAUUUAUAGCAAAUACAAACAAUAGAUCUUAGAUCAAUACUCACCAAAAUUAAAUUAUCACUACCGACCGUCAAGUGUGGGAAAGCAGCAGGAAAGUGAAUUGAAGCGAUCUGAAGAUUUCAACCGAAGUUCUGUGAGUAGCACUUUCUCAAUGUUCAAUCCGAAUGAAGAGUUAAAGACAUUCUUUUAGAAUGAUUUCUUGGAAAGGAAGAGAUUCACUCAAUAGGGAUAUAGCGACAUGAUGAAAUAAUCAUCUUUAAAUUCAUCGCAAGAACACAACUAGCAUCAUAGUAAAUACAUAACGGCAAGUUAGAUUGAGGAUCAAUAAAAUUAUAGUAAAAAUUUAUAUAGUCCCCAAUAAUAUUAAAAUGUUGAUAAAUCUAAUGUGUUCAAUAAUAAUCGAUUAAGUGUAACAAGAAUACUAAAUAAUUCAUAAAUAUGA